Adineta steineri is the source of this 3336-nucleotide messenger RNA. The record is from the annotation of a GenBank genome assembly. Lineage: Eukaryota; Metazoa; Rotifera; Eurotatoria; Adinetida; Adinetidae.
AUGGAAACUAACAAUCUUCCUAUAUCUACAAUAGAAACAGAAAUUUCACUCAAUGAUGAACAUGAACAAAUAAAUUAUGGUCAACAUGAAGUUAGUAGAAAUGUUUACAUACAAACUAAUUUAACUGCAAAAAGACUCGAUGAUGAAUUGGAAAAUUAUCGAGAGCACAUACAGACUAUAGAUAUUGGCACACAAACAGCAUCGACAGAUAUUGUCGUGGAUAAUAAUGUAACGAAUGAACGUCAACAGGCAAGAAAUCAACGAGGUAAUGCCAGGAAUAAUUCAGCAAAUCAGCCAAAUGGAACCAAUGAAAAUGUGAAUCAAGAAGUAACACGUGGUGGAAGACAAACAGGAAGAUCAGAAGCAAAUUCUAAUAUUGACAGAAAUAGAUCUAAUCAACGAAAUAGACAAAAUACAAAAAAAAUUAAUAAAGAAAAUCUUAAAAGUGAUGGAAAAGAUCCAAGUCCUAUUCUAGGAUAUGCAGAAGAACCUCUAUUACCACUUGCACAAGCAUGUGCUCCAUUGAAUGAUAUCUUUCAUAAUUUAUCAUUCUAUGUUGAUGUAGCAUUAAAAGAAACUCCUGAACAACCACCCGAUGGAUUAACAGUUAAUGAAAGUGCUGCAAUUCGUCUUUAUACAAUUGAAUGGGAUAAACCUCAUCGAAGUCUCUAUUCAACACUCAACUAUAACCUGAAAAAUAAUGAUCGUCCAGCACUUUUACCUUUUUUCAAGUAUCUCAAAUUGUUCUUAACUGCUCUUGUUAAAUUACCAUGUGUUCCACCAUUAACUGUUUGGCGUGGAGUAACUAUGAAUUUAAGUGAAGAAUUUCCACCUGGUAGUGCUAUGACGUGGUGGGCAUUUUCAUCAUGUACUACUGAAAUGACUGUACUUGAAAAUAAUAUGUAUUUGGGACAAGAAGGUGAUCGAACACUAUUUUCUGUUGAAGCUAUUAAUGGUCGAACUAUAAAAGCACAUUCACAUUUCGUUACUGAAGAUGAAAUUGCUCUUAUGUCAGGUACUCAUAUGAUUGUUCAAUCACAACUUAGUCCAGCGCCUAAUUUAUAUAUUAUUCAUUUGAAACAAGUAGAACCAGAAAUGAUGACACUUGAACCACCAUUUGAAGGCGCACAUAUUUAUCCUAAAAUUUCACGUCCAUUUUAUCGAAAGAAAAGAGUUAUGAUUCCAACCUGUUUAUCGAUUAUUCUUCUUAUUGCAGCUGUUAUUAUUGGUGUUAUUUUGGGAAUAAAAUCAAAACCAACAAAAUAUGUAUGCGAUAAUCCAUUUGAACUAACCGAUGCUACCGAUACUGGAAACUUUCCAUCUUGUGCUGUACUGGGGUAUUUCGAUAAUGAUACAUACAUCGAUGUGGCAAUAGCAAACUCAAACGACGAUACUGUGUCUGUACUACUAGGUGUUAAGGAGCAAAUUUUUCGAAGUACAAGACCUGCUACUGGUGGAGGACCAACUAGUCUGAUAUCCGUUGACUUGAAUAAUGAUCAGAAAAUAGAUCUAGUAGUGACCAACAACGAUGACGAUACAAUCAGUGUUCUAUUUGGUUUGGGAAAUGGACUUUUUCUGGAUGCAGUCGAUUAUGAUGUUGGUCAAGGUCCAACCUUUGCUGCAUAUGGUGAUUUUAAUAAUGAUGGUGGAAUGGAUUUAGCAAUAACGAACCAAGAUGAUGUUACCGUUAGUAUACUAUUAAAUAAUGGAUUUGGUCUAUUUCCAAAUAGUACCUACUUUUCAAUUAGUUACGUCGCGUCUGUUAUAAUCGCUGGUGAUUUCAAUGGUGAUAAAAUCAUGGAUUUAGCAGUGUCAUUUACUUUAAAUCCCUCUGUUAAUGUAUUUUUUGGUAUUGGAAAUGGGAAUUUUAGUCUUGCACCUAAUUAUAGUACUGGUUACUAUCCAAUUUCUAUGAUAUCAACUGAUAUAAAUAAUGACAAAAACCUAGAUUUAGUAGUAUCCAACAGUGAUGAUGGUAGUGUCACUAUAUUGCUUAACAAUGGAGAUGGAAGUUUUACAACAUCCACUCUUAAUUCGGUUGGCAUUGAGUUAGGUUUUUUGAUAACAGCUGAUUUCAACAGUGACAAUAAUGCAGACUUAGCAGUAUUAGAUACUUAUGCAUAUACUGUCAAUGUAUUACUUGGGUAUGGAACUGGAAGUUUUCUGUAUAAUAUCUCGUAUUCACUUACUUUCGAUCCAUUGUAUAUGGCAGCUGUUGAUUUCAACAAUGAUAAUAAACUAGAUUUAGCAAUAAUAAGUAAUGAUGACUACAGUACUACUAUAUUACUUGGUCUUGGAAAUGGUAAUUUUGAUAGUGAUCCCAAGGAUGUAGAUACUGAAUCUGCUUUGUGGCUACUAUCAUAUGAUUUUAAUAGUGAUCAUAAUCAAGAUCUUGCAUUGAUUGCUCAAGAAGAUGACAAUAUUAUUGUGAUACUAGGUGAUGGAAAUACAACUUUUCUAACUCCAUUAAGCAAUACAGUUGCUGGUUUUCCAUAUCAAGUCAUAUCAUCUGAUUUCAAUAAUGAUACUAAACAAGAUGUGGUAGUAAUCAAUCAAGAUGACGGCGUACUUCAGGUGCUCUUUGGGCAUGGAGAUGGAUUUUUUAAUACUCCAGUCACCUACAAAGUUGGCAAAUUACCGUCUUGUGUAGUUGCAAUAGAUUUCAAUUCUGAUAAUAUACUCGAUUUGGCUGUGUCAACUAUUCAGGAUGCUACUGUCGUUGUAUUGUUUGGUACAACAAAUGGAACCUUUGUAAUUCAACAAACAUAUAAGUUUAACGGAUCUCCGACUUGUGUAACAUCUGCUGACCUAGAUAGUAAUGGAAGUCCAGAUUUAAUAGUGACAAAUACAAGAAACAAUACAGCUAGUAUAUUUUUUAAUAAUGGAAGUGGCACUUUCAUCUAUUCAAAAGACUACAAAGUUGGUAGAACACCAAAUUUUCUAGCAAUAGGUGAUUUUAAUAAUGACAACAAUACUGAUUUGGUAAUUGCUAACUCUGGUUCGAAUAAUGUCAGUAUAUUAAUCAAUAAUGGCAAUGGAAGUUUUAGUAAUGCAACAAAUUAUGCAGUUGGAAAAGGUCCAAUUUAUGUAUCAGUUGGUGAUUUUAAUAAUGAUACAAAUAUAGAUUUAGUAGUAGUCAAUGGUGAUAGUGAUACUAUCAGCGUCUUACUCGGUAUUGGAAAUGGAAAAUUUCAAGCUCAACGUACCUAUAAAACAGGUGUUAACCCGACUUCAGUGGUCAUAGGUGAUCUCAAUAAGGAUAAUAAACCGGAUUUAGUUGUAACAAACUCUAAAUCUGAUGAUUUAUCUCUUUAUGUGAAUAUUUGCGAAGGCUGA